CUUUUUUUUUUCUUUCAUUCAUGUCGCUUCUUGAAGCGGCGUCGCAGCUGCUCGUCGUGCCAUGCUGCGCGUUCUGCUACCGCGACGCACACCGCACCGACACCGACCAAAACACACGCACCGGCAACUGCGAGGAGUGCGGGAAACACUGGUCGCCACUCUAUUUCCAAGCCGUGGCCGGAACUGCAAGCACAACGCCGGGUCAAGGUGGCAAGAAGAAGAAGGCCACCCUCGUCGUCCAAUGGAAGCAGCUCCAUGCUCGCUCCGAUUGGCAAUCGUUGUGUCAACACUCUGAAAUCACAUGCCCUCUUGGCAUCAAGUGCACACAUCCACAUUCGCGGGAAGAGCAGAUCUUUUCAGAAAUCAUGAACACAGAUAACACUUUGCUUACUCAUCGGGCUCGUGCGGACUGCGAGGCAGAGGCAAUUAAGCGUGCUAGCAAACAACCAAACAAUUCCAGCAGUAAGGCGUCCCACAAAGAAUCUGAAGCUCGACCGGCCCCGUCGAGUGCUCCCAAACCAGUCGCAGUAUCAAUUCCACAGCCGCACGAAUCCGAUAAUGACACUUUUGAGCGCCCGCCAUCGCCACAGGCGGACAUUGAGGUUCAGUACGACGAGUGGGGAUUUCAAGUGCUAGAACCCGAAUUCCAGCUAGUGAGCAAUCGCACUGCCAAGCCAAAGAAAAAGAAGGUCGAUCCACACGAUCAACGGGCGGCUUUUUUGAACGAGGUUUCUGUUUUUCGCGCUGGCACGGAGCAAUUAUUGCCAGGGAAACAGCCGCCAUUUUUCAAGUUUUCAAUCACCGAUAGGCUGGAGUCGACCGUCUUUUUGUAUCAUCCCGACCACGUCAAACUGAAUGAUUGUCGCGAGCCCAAUCGCCACAACAUGGAUCUUUGUGCCUUUAUGCAUCCUAGUGAAAUGCCCUAUCUGCCAGAGUGGCGUCGCUACACUGGCACGGUGGUAAAUCACAAGAAUAAGCCUGUUCCUGGGCUUCUUCCUGCUUCAAUUCCAUAUGAAUGGUUUAGGUUUUUGAUGCGAGAGUACAAGGUUUAUGGCGGGUGCGACGGCGCUCAUGAACCCAAUCACAAUUUCCGGAAAGAAGUCGUGAAAGCAAUGUGUCAUCGCCACCACGGUGACGACCAAAAGGUGCCCGUUUCAGUCGACGAACGCGGCGAAUGGGUCCCUCGUCGAGACGAUGCCAACGGCCUUUCGCGUUCCAUGCAUCCAGAGGUGUUUAAGACUGCGCCUUGCGAAUCGAUCGAGCGCAAAGAGGGCUGCAAGUAUUUGCGUUACUGUCUUUUUGCCCACAGCCAGGAGGAGGCCGAUUUGAUUCGCGAGUAUGCCGAGCGUUACCGCGCCGAGCUCAUCCACGAAAAGUUCCCCCGCGGCCUCCCAGCGAGCAAGCCCGCGGCGCCCGCUGCGACCCAAGCUCCGGCUCCCGCGUCUGCCUCGCGUCACGCCCAUGCGCCCGCAACCACAGCUGGCAAGCCCGCGCCAGCUGCCGAGCCUGCGAGCGAGCCUUCCCCGCCUUCCCCACAGUCUGUCUCAGCUCCUGCCGUGCAACAACCUUCCCAGCAACAGCAACAACAACCAUCCCAGCAACAGCAGCAACAACAGCAAGCUUCUCGUCCCGCUGCUUCCAUCACUAGCAGCGCCUCUGCCACGAUCGCUCCUCCUGCUGCCGCUACUUCGGCUGCCCGUGUCGUCGCACCCGUCGAACCGGCUGCGGACGCAUUGCUGCCGUCGCCGCAGCAGGACAAGGCGAUUGGACUCUUGCCCACGCCGUCCGUGCCUUCGACUGGGUUUGCCCCGCCUGCCGCGCCUGCGGGCUCGGCUGCCAAUGCCACCGGCGGCUCUUCGAGCAAGUCUUCGUGGGCCAACGUUGUCACGUCCAAACUCCCUGCCGUGCCUGCCCCCUCGAGCGCCGUUCCCGCGGCCAACGACUUCCCCCCGCUCGGCGGCGCCGUCAAGCCCGAAGGAGAGCGCCGUUCGGCGUGGAGCGAUGUCACUCGCCUGGCCGACCAGACAAAGUCUGCCCUGGUGUUUGACGCAGAGUAUGAAAGCGAUCCCACCCCCAACGAACCGCAGCAGCAACAUCAGCAGCAGCAGCAGCAACAGCAACAGCAACAGCAGCCGGCCUUCAUCCCGUCUCAAGCUCCGACGUUUGGUGCGCUGCCAUCGCCCACUGUGCCCGCUGCACUGCCUUCAGCUACCGUGGUGGCUCCUGCUGCCCCUGCUCCUGCUCCUGCUCUUGCUCCUGCUCCUGCUCCUGCUCCUGCGCUUGCGCCUGCCCCGUCCACCACCGCUGUAACUGCGCCUGUUGUGGUGCCGUUUGUACCCACCGCCACUCUGAGCAGCAAUGGUCUCUCAACGACCCUGCCCGCGAGCCAAAUCUCUCCGUGGGAAUCCACCCUGUUCUCGGAUUUCGGCGAUCUUCAGUCGCUGGUCACGCCGACGUCGGGCCUGCUGCCCAGCAGCGCGACCGUCGCCAGCGGCGGCAACAGUGCUGUCGCUUCUGCCCCCACGUCCAACGGCGUUGCAGCGCCGCUGGUUGGCAGCGGCUCCUUGUCCGUGCUACCCGCGCAGUCCAGCGUUGGCCAGUUUAACGCGUGGAACAUGACCUUGGGUGGCGGCGAGUCGUGGCUGGACUCGUUCAUGAGUGCGGGCCCAUCCACCACGACGACUUCGGCUGCGACCGGCGCGGCGUCACUCUGGCCCUCGCUUGAGAGCUCCGACCUGACUGCUGCGUCCAAGUUGGCAAUGAGCGACUGGUCGACUGUCGGUGCGGGUGUCAGCCAGGUCCAGUCCCAGCCCGUCUCGCUGAUCUCUCCGCGCGGGACGAGUGGCGGGGCCACCUCGACUGAUGCCCCUUUGCCCACCUGGUCUGUUGAGACGGUGAUUGCCUGGCUGCCGUCGGUCCACCAAGAUCUGCACGAAAACUCGCCCUACCUGGCCAAGUUCCGCGAGGAGCGCGUCAACGGCAAUGCGCUUGCGUUGCUGACCGACGCCGCCCUCACCACGCAGUUUGGUCUGCCGUUCGGUGUGCGCACCGUCUUGCUGACUGCCAUUUCGCAGCGCAAGCUGGCUUCGGGCACUUCCGCCGCGCCCAAUGCCGCUCUGCACGCGCUGCAGGCGUCCCCGCCCAUGUCGCCCCCGAACGCCUCCACGACGGACGCCGCGCGUGCUGCCCCCAACAGCCCUCCGCAGGCCCAGCGUCUUCCCAACGCGCUGCCCUCUGGCGUCCCGGCCUCGGUCCCUGGCGUCAGCGCGGCUGUCGGCUCGCUUCCCGCCACCGCGCCGCAGCAGUCCACGUCUUCCUUGACCAACCAGGGCCAGGCGCUGCCCUCCCACCCGAUGGGGUUGCAUUCGCAGCACAUGGGACAAGCGCACAUCCACCAGCAGCAGCCUCAGCACCACAAUCCGCACAUGCAGCCCCACCAUGCGCACCCUCUGCAAGCACAGCUGCAAUCCCAGCAGCAACAGCAGCAGCAGCCGCCGCCACCGCAACAGCAGUUUGCGCACCACUAUGGUGCCAAGGGUCCGCAAGGCCAGAUGCACAUGGGCGUCCAUCCGCACCACAUGCAAAGCUCUCUGUACGGCAUGCCGCCGCCCAACCAGUAUGGCUUUUACGGCGGCGCUCCCGACCGCAUGGGCCCGCCGCCCGGUUUCCAUGCCCCUGGCUACAUGAUGGCGCCGCCUGGCCUGAUGGGUCCGCCCAACGGCAACUCCAACUACGGCUGGGGUUGGGCUCCGCAGCAGCAGCAACAGCAGCAGCAGCAACAAGCCUCUCAAUCACACCCUUCGUACCAUGUUUCUCACAUGCAGCGUUAAGUCGUAGUGGCUUUGUUGUUUGCGUUUUUUCUUCUUGUUCUUUUUGCAUUGUUUUUCUGCUCUUUCUUUUCCCUGUUCUUUCUCUCUCUCCCCCCCCCUCCUCCCUCAUCCCACUCUCCCCACCUGUCUUUUUGUUCCUUUGAUCUCAGUGUUGCGUUUUGACCUGUGCUCGCUCCUCUUUGAUUCCUCCUUUUUUUGACGCUUUCUUUUUUUCCUCAUUUUUUCGUUGCAUGUCAUUGUGUUUCCAAAUCUACAAGUUCAAUUUUCAUCCAAGGCUAUGCGAUGUGUUUCUCAAUGUCCAA
Molecule: messenger RNA, 4132 nt
Organism: Capsaspora owczarzaki ATCC 30864
Lineage: Eukaryota; Filasterea; Ministeriida; Capsasporidae
Exons: 7
Coding region: 21-3830 (1269 amino acids)
Molecular function (GO): protein binding
Source: RefSeq, a predicted model, not a curated record